UUAAUUGCAUGAUUCCCCAACUUACGAUAUGAGUUUUUCUAUACAAAACUCCACUUGCAAAUGGUAUAUUUGAAAAUUUAGAUUUACAGAUGUAUAUAUGUGUAAAUAGAUGAUUUUGCAUGGGGUAUAUACAUGUAAAAGCAGCUAAAAAGUCCAACUAAAAGUUUCGGAAAAAAAAGGGGAAAGAACUUAGUGAAAUCAAAAGUAGAAGUUCAUCUUUGUAGACAUGAAAUACUAGUAAAAUAUUAGUGGAAAGAAGAACUAAUAAUCAAGAAUAUGCAGGUAAUAAAAACAAGCUAUCCCUCUGUAUGGUCAACAACACCUGCAUAUGCACUAUUACCGAUGUUUCUACAAGAGGAGUGGUUACAGUGGAGUAGAGAAUCAUACAAACACCUAUAAAUAUAGAAACAGUCCCUAAAUCAUACCGUAUCACAGUUCAAUAUCAUGGCUUCUCACAAAGUACUCAUUGCAAUUUCUAUUGUUUCCUUUUACUUCUCCCUUUCCCUUGCUUUCCCUGGAUUCAACCCUUUCUGGGGUGGUUUUCCUGUUGGGGGAGUUCCACAGUGGAGUCUAUACCCAGAAUACUAUCAAUUCUCUUGCCCUCAAGUAGAUGAAAUUGUGAUGUCUGUUUUAGAGAGGGAAAUUGCAAAGGAACCUAGAAUGGCUGCUUCUCUCCUUAGGCUUCAUUUCCAUGAUUGCUUUGUUCAGGGAUGUGAUGCAUCACUUCUAUUGGAUGAUAGCGAGAAAAUUGUAAGUGAGAAAGGUGCAGUUCCAAAUAAGAACUCUCUAAGAGGGUUUGAAGUGAUUGAUGAGAUAAAAGCCAAAGUUGAAGAAGUAUGCCCAGGAACUGUUUCCUGCGCUGACAUUGUUGCUCUCGCCGCAAGAGAUUCUACUGUAUUGAGUGGUGGACCUACUUGGGUGCUUCCACUGGGAAGAAAGGAUUCAAUAACAGCGAGUUUAAAGUUUGCAAAUGCCAAUAUACCUCCGCCAAAUUCAACCUUACAGCAUCUCCUAAAACUCUUCCAAAGGCAAGGGCUGGAUGAAGUGGAUCUGGUAGCUCUCUCAGGAAGCCAUACAAUUGGAAUGGCAAGAUGUGUGAGUUUCAAACAAAGGCUCUACAACCAGAAUGGAGAUAAUGAAGCGGACGCAACCCUAGAAAAAAGCUUCUAUUACACUUUGAGAUCAGUGUGUCCCCGCUCGGGUGGCGAUAACAACAUAACUCCCCUUGAUUUCACUAGUCCCACAAAGUUUGACAACUAUUACUACAACUCGAUUAUGCAAGGAAAAGGACUCCUUAACUCAGAUGAAGUUCUUCUGACUGGAAAUGAUGCAAAAACAAUGGAUUUGGUUAAAAGUUAUGCAGAAGAUGAACAGCUCUUCUUUGAACAGUAUGCUAAGUCAAUAGUCAAAAUGGGGAACAUAAGUCCCCUCACUGGCUUUAAUGGAGAAGUUCGCAAGAAUUGUCGCAGUAUUAAUGAGGAUAUAUAGUCAUCCAGUUAUUUUGGCUUUUUUGCACUUGUCCUGGUUAGUACGAGUAUUCUAUGGUGUUUGAGUGUGCUAACUCUUAUAGUUUCUUGUUUGCUAUGAUGCAUCUGUAAUCAAUAUUGCUGUUAUUGCUUAAUGUACUGCAACUCCUUCAAAGGAAGCAUGGCUUGUUAAAUCGGCUUAACAAAGUUAUUCAAACUUUGGCUA
This is a messenger RNA of Ananas comosus (pineapple), 1692 nucleotides long. Its product is annotated as peroxidase 9-like. The coding region runs from base 445 to 1488 and encodes 347 amino acids. Lineage: Eukaryota; Viridiplantae; Streptophyta; Magnoliopsida; Poales; Bromeliaceae. The transcript is spliced from 4 exons. The record is from RefSeq and is a predicted model, not a curated record. Gene Ontology annotation, molecular function: heme binding; peroxidase activity. Gene Ontology annotation, biological process: hydrogen peroxide catabolic process; response to oxidative stress.